Molecule: messenger RNA, 365 nt
Organism: Staurois parvus
Lineage: Eukaryota; Metazoa; Chordata; Amphibia; Anura; Ranidae
Source: the annotation of a GenBank genome assembly
UCAUGCUGCUGCCAGGUCCAGAGUCUCUCAUGGGUCCCUGUACGGCCUCCCAUUGCUGCUGUCUCCAUCGCCACACUCUGCCAUGUGCCACUUUCAGGUCUCCUCACCAAAUGCUGGUGUUUCAAUUUUUUUUUCAAGGGUGGGUGCCAGAUUACGGGGGCCCCCUUUUAGCUGCUAAAAAACCCGGGCCCCCAAUCUGGGCCCUGGGGCCCCCAAAAACCCCUCCUCAUGUCAAACCGGGCCGGGCCCCCCAGUCCUCAUGGUUUCCCGUACGGGCCCCCCAAAGCUGCUUCUCCAAACCCACACUCUGCCAUGGCCACUUUUAGGUCCCCCCACACACUGCGGUGUGUUUUCCUUUUUUUGUC